This is a messenger RNA of Aureobasidium subglaciale EXF-2481, 3575 nucleotides long. RefSeq lists its product as uncharacterized. The record is from RefSeq and is a predicted model, not a curated record. The transcript is spliced from 3 exons. Gene Ontology annotation, biological process: mitochondrial DNA replication. Bases 102 to 3575 code for a protein of 1157 amino acids. Gene Ontology annotation, molecular function: DNA-directed DNA polymerase activity; DNA binding; 3'-5' exonuclease activity. Gene Ontology annotation, cellular component: gamma DNA polymerase complex; mitochondrion. Lineage: Eukaryota; Fungi; Ascomycota; Dothideomycetes; Dothideales; Saccotheciaceae.
CAUACGUCCCCGCCAUGGAGCCACUGGAAGUUACUUUUGACUACGCCCUCACAUACAUGCGCAUUCCGUAGUGUACUUCACCAGUCCACCGACCUGGUACUAUGGCCGCCAACUCCAUGCGGUCGCAGCAAGCUUCGCUGUUGCGCCUGCGCCGUGUCGUCCAGCAGCGCCCGCCAUUUCCAUACGUCUCCCACAAUGACCAAUCCUCGCCUGCCUCGUCCACCAACGCCCGUCGCUCUUCUCUGUCCGUCCCGGCCGAAUCGCGUUUCAAUGCAAUUGGUGUUCAGCAAAUCAGUAGCCACAUCUAUCCUCAAGUCUUUGCUGCUAAAGCUCCACCGGCCCCCGAAGAUCUUGUCCGCCUGUCCAAAGACCACUUGAAGCGCCAUGAUCUCUUGGGAAAGAACACCGACUCGUCUGAGCCUGUUGCCUUUGACAUGCCCGAAAUACAGGGUCAGACUCUGGACGAGCAUUUUUACAAAUUAGCCAUGGAUUCUGCCGAGCCGUACCUAGGCCUCGCAAGAAAGUACUCGACCGCAAAUGCACCGCCGCGACCGAGAAAAUGGGUCAGACAGAGUGGUUGGACUAAGUACAAUCAGGAUGGUUCUUCUGAGCCUGUAGAAGCGCCAGAAGAGGAAAUGUUGACCUUUGACGUCGAAGUCUUGUGGCACCAGUCAUCCUUUGCUGUCAUGGCAUGCGCCGUCAGUGACAAGUCCUGGUACGCAUGGUUGUCGCCUUGGCUACUGGGCGAAUCCGAAAGCGACCGUCAUCUCAUCCCUCUUGGAGACCCUCGAAAACCGCGCAUCAUUGUCGGCCACAACAUCGGUUAUGACAGAGCGCGGGUCGCCGAGGAGUACGAGCUCGAUCAGUCGCGUAACAACUUCAUCGACACCAUGUCACUUCACGUUGCGGUCAACGGAAUGUGCUCGAGGCAGAGACCUACCUGGAAUAUGCACCGCAAGAAUCGCGAGACAAGAGACAAGAUCGCAAAUUCGGAUGCUGCUGCCGAUCUAGCUGUACUCCUGCAAGCAAAGGGGGACGUAGAUGAGGAGGAGGAACUCUGGGUUGGUCGUAGUUCUGUCAACUCCUUGCGCGACGUUGCACAGUUUCAUUGUGGCAUAACUAUCGACAAGGCUAAGCGUGAAUGGUUCUCCGAACUCGAUCGAAAAGGUGUCUGCGAAAAGCUUGAUGAGUUGCUUGAUUAUUGUGCUGCCGAUGUGGACAUUACUCAUCGAGUUUACAAAAAGGUCUUUCCAGCAUUUAUGGAAACAUGUCCUCAUCCUGUUAGUUUUGCUGCGCUUCGCCACCUUUCGACUGAAAUACUGCCUGUCGACCGAACAUGGGAUUCAUAUAUUGCAAACGCAGAAGCUACAUAUCGUAAGCUCUCGGACGCCGUGGAAGAACGACUGCAUGCUCUGGCCAGCAAAGCGCUUGAUAUGAAGUCAGAUCCAGAAAAGUAUGAGAAUGACCCGUGGUUGAGCCAGCUGGACUGGUCAGGUCAAGAGAUUCGUAUGGUGAAGGGCAAGAAGAAGGGCGAGGAGCCAAGACCUGCUGCACGUCAGAAGAAGCCUGGCAUGCCCAACUGGUACAAGGACUUGUUUGCAAAAAAUGAUGCGCCAAUUGGCCUCACAGUACGCACGAGGAUAUCACCAUUAUUGCUUCGCCUUGCCUGGGAUGGCCAUCCGCUAACCUGGUCUGACAAGCAUGGAUGGACGUAUAGAGUACCUUUUGCGGAAGCGGGGAAGUACUCCAAGAGAGGGCUGCAAACAUGCGACAUGUCUGAAGAGGAAAAUCUGAAGUUACGAGACGAUCACACCCACGUCUACUACCGUUUACCACACAAGGACGGACCUCAAGCUAGAUGUGCAAACCCUCUGGCAAAAGGAUAUCUACAGUUCUUCGAGAACGGCACACUCUCGUCCGAGUACACUUAUGCCAAAGAAGCACUACAAAUGAACGCUUCUUGUUCCUACUGGAUCAGUGCAAGAGACCGAAUCAUGUCGCAAAUGGUUGUAUAUCGAGGAGAAGAGAAUAAGAAGGAUCAGCUUGGGUUCAUCUUGCCGCAAAUUAUUCCCAUGGGCACCAUCACACGGCGCGCGGUCGAAAACACCUGGCUCACAGCUAGCAAUGCGAAGAAGAAUCGCGUGGGCUCCGAACUCAAAUCUAUGGUCAAAGCGCCGCCAGGCUACUGUUUUGUCGGCGCAGAUGUGGACUCCCAGGAACUCUGGAUUGCUGGACUUGUGGGAGAUGCUUCCUUCCAGAUUCAUGGCGGCAAUGCGAUCGGCUUCAUGAACCUCGAAGGUAGCAAGGCACAAGGCACAGACAUGCAUUCGCGUACCGCUUCAAUCUUGGGCAUCUCUCGAAACGACGCCAAAAUUUUCAACUACGGUCGUAUCUAUGGUGCUGGUCUACGCUUCGCCUCUACGCUUCUCCGCCAGUUCAACCCUACGAUCAGUGACGCGGAUGCAGACAGUACUGCUGAUAAGCUGUACAAAACCACCAAGGGUGCAAAGACGACUCGCAAGGUCUUGCGUGAUAGACCAUUCUGGCGUGGUGGCACAGAGUCCUUCGUCUUCAACAAAUUAGAAGACUUUGCCGAGCAAGAGCGACCAAGGACGCCAGUGCUGGGAGCAGGAAUCACCGAAGCUCUGAUGCGUCGUUUUGUCAGCAAAGGUGGCUUCAUGACUUCACGUAUCAACUGGGCAAUUCAAUCCUCAGGAGUCGACUACUUACACCUUCUCAUCGUGUCUAUGGAGUACCUCUCUCGACGUUACAACAUCAACGCUCGUCUGUCCAUCACAGUGCACGACGAGAUCAGAUACUUGGUCAAGGAAGAAGACAAAUACCGCGCCGUUAUGGCUCUUCAAGUCAGCAACAUCUGGACCCGCGCAAUGUUCUCCCAGCAAAUGGGCAUCCACGACCUCCCCCAAUCCUGUGCCUACUUUUCCGCCGUUGACGUCGACACUGUUCUCCGCAAGGAAGUAGAUAUGGAUUGUAUCACUCCCUCCCACACCACACCCAUCCCUGCAGGUGAAAGCCUGGAUAUCCUACAACUGCUGGCUAAAGGCGAUGAAGCAUACUUGGACCCAAACAUCAUCCCAACGGAUCCACCCCAACCUCAAAAAUUCUCCUAUGCGGAUCGAGAGCCUGUAAUGACAAGUCUGCAACAAGCGGAAGCUCCUGCAUACCUACGCGCUCAAACCACAGGCGACGAUGCAGAAUUACGUCAAAUUAUCAAAGACCUCCGCUUCCCUUCUUCUUCCCCUCCCUCUGCUUCCUCCUCCUCCUCCUCCUCCUCCUCCUCAACCACAAAACCCAAACCCUCCAACUCUUCCAAAGCCACACCGAGAAAGAAGAAGAACGAAUAUAGUGAUCAUAGACCUACGACAUUUGCGGAUUGGAGAGAUGGUUCUGUGCAUCAUAGUUCUGGUGUUUCUGCUGCUGCUGCUGCCGCCACGGGGACGAAGAGUGGAAGUGCAAGUGGGAGGAAGAGUGAGGUCAAUGCUGCGGCGGUGAAUCGGAAUUCUAAUUGGUAUCCGGGGUUGGUGAGGAAGAUUCCUAGUGCUGUUGGGCCUUGA